This is a messenger RNA of Penicillium verhagenii, 279 nucleotides long. RefSeq lists its product as uncharacterized. The transcript is spliced from 3 exons. The coding region runs from base 1 to 279 and encodes 92 amino acids. The record is from RefSeq and is a predicted model, not a curated record. Lineage: Eukaryota; Fungi; Ascomycota; Eurotiomycetes; Eurotiales; Aspergillaceae.
AUGGAUCCCAAGAAGACACCCGAGAAGGCUCCUCCCAAAGAAGCCUCGAGCCCUCAAAGUACAGGCGCUUCUACAUCUGCCACCGCGGGCAGCAGUCAGACCUCCACUGGAGCAGUGUAUACCAGCACACUAUUUUCGUAUCCUCCAUCAGCUACCCAGCGCCACGACUUACAGGGCAUCGGAAGCUGGAUAGUGAAUAGGGAUGGUGUACCUACCUAUCGCUACGCCGAGGAGGGGACAGAGAUGGUCAGAGGCCACCAUGCAGGAAAUGGUAAGUAA